AUGUCUCUGAUGCUGCUGCUGUUCACCGUCCCAUGGACCCUCCUGACGACCGCAGCUUUACUCACACAAUCGACUACAAUCGAUUCGAAUACUGUCACGCUCCACCCUGAGAUUCGACUACCGUCGCAACGCGUUUCGUACGGCGUUCCCCAGCUUUUUCACGUUGUGGAGCUCCAACGGGGCACAGUUUACGAUAUCAAAGUAUCGUACCCCGCGACGCAGCCGUCCGUGUUCACGCUACAAGUCGAGCACGUGAUCCUCCCGCUAGUAGUAGAAGAUAAUGAUGAAGUUACGCGUGCAAUGGAUGACCAAUUUGUCAUGGAGAACAGGAGCCACUUGAUGCCUCCUCGACGUCGAAGGUUGAAUACGGCAAAGCUUCGAUUGCAUCACCCGAUUGAGGUGGAGUCCCAUGCGUCCGUGCAGUACCGUUUGGCACCAUUAAAAGAGGCUAUUGACGUGGUGUUUUCACUAGUGGCUACAGUCGAAGGUGUGCAACGCCCAGGCUCGACAUUGGCUAUGAACGAGUGUGUGUUUGAUAUUGUUGUAGAAGAAGUGCUGCUUGAGGCGUUCCCGAGAGAUACGGUACUGCUCAUUACGUGGGUGUUGAUCCUGCUUGUUGUGAGUGGAACAUACGUGCUGCCAUAUCUGGAGAAGAAACUGGCACUGGCGUGUGAGGAAGACCGAGUAAAGGUGACGCAGACAAAGGAGUCCUAG
This is a messenger RNA of Peronospora matthiolae, 714 nucleotides long. The record is from the annotation of a GenBank genome assembly. NCBI's taxonomy places the organism in Eukaryota, Oomycota, Peronosporomycetes, Peronosporales, Peronosporaceae.